Lodderomyces pseudojiufengensis is the source of this 387-nucleotide messenger RNA. RefSeq lists its product as uncharacterized. The record is from RefSeq and is a predicted model, not a curated record. The coding region runs from base 1 to 387 and encodes 128 amino acids. Lineage: Eukaryota; Fungi; Ascomycota; Pichiomycetes; Serinales; Debaryomycetaceae. The transcript has a single exon.
AUGUCCAAGAACGAAUAUUUUAAUACACCAGAUGGUCCACCACCAGCUUUUAGUCAAAGUCAAAAUCAAAGUCUGAAUCAAAAUCAUGGUAAUUCAAGCUACGUUCCACAAGCUCAACCAUCAUAUAAUACUCAACAACAAGAUAGAGCGUUUGGGUAUCAUCACAAUCAACCUCAACAAGGUUAUGGACAAGGUCCUCCACCAAAUGCAUAUUAUCAACAUCAACCUGGAUAUGGUCAACCACCAUAUGGUCAUCCACCACAAGGAUAUUAUCAACAACAACAACCAAUGUAUGUUCAACAACAGAAAUCAAGUAAUAAUAAUGAUUGUUUAAUGGCUUGUUUGGCAGCUAUGUGUGUUUGUUGUACAUUAGAUAUGAUUUUUUAG